Molecule: messenger RNA, 2254 nt
Organism: Cuscuta europaea
Lineage: Eukaryota; Viridiplantae; Streptophyta; Magnoliopsida; Solanales; Convolvulaceae
Source: the annotation of a GenBank genome assembly
AAUAUAUCCACACUUUCAAACUUUCUUCCCAUUCAGCCCCUUCUCUUAUUUUUUCAUCUAAACAAGGAAAAAAAUGCCUUCAUCUUCAAUUGUUGUCAUUUCCAAAAGCACAGUUUACCCAGAAUGUGAAUCCAACCUCCCCAAAUACUUGAAGCUAUCUGUUUCGGAUCUUCCCAUGUUAUCCUGUCAGUACAUUCAGAAGGGCGUCUUACUGCCCCAACCUCCGCCGGACUCCGCCGCUUUGAUCUCUCUCCUCAAGCUCUCUCUCUCCAAGACUCUCUCCCACUUCUCCGCCCUCGCCGGCCGCCUCCACACCGACGCUACAGGCCAUGUCUAUAUCCACUCAAACGCCGAGGGCGUUGACUUUGUACAUGCAAAAGCACCCCAUCUCACCGCCGCUGUUCUUCUCUCUCCCGACGCCGACAUUCCGGCGAGCUUCCGUAAGUUCUUUCAGCUGGACAACACUCUCAGCUACGCCGGGCAUUCCAACCCGUUGCUGGCUGUGCAGGUGACGGAGAUGGCCGACACCGUCUUCAUUGGGUGCACCAUGAAUCAUGCCGUCGUCGAUGGGACGUCGUUCUGGAACUUCUUUAAUUCUUAUGCUGAGAUUUGCAGGGGAGCGGAGAAGAUAAGCAAAGUGCCGUACUUCGGCCGGGACACUGUGUUCAACUCGCCGGCGGUUCUUAAAUUCCCCGUCGGCGGUCCGGCGGCAACUUUCUCCGGGGAUGAGUCUAUACGAGAAAAGAUAUUCCAUUUUAGCAGGGAUGCUAUAUUGAAGCUUAAGCAGAGAGCUAAUAACGGAAAAUUGUGUAACGGCAAGAUAACGCCCGUUAAUGAAGAGCCGGGUUUAGAAAACGUCGCGGCUCCGAAGCUGGCGGCUUGGGAGGUUUCGUCUUUCCAGUCUUUAUGCGCUCAGCUGUGGCGGUCCGUGACGAGGGCUAGAAAACUGGAUGGAAGCAAAACGACGACGUUCAGGAUGGCAAUAAACUGCAGGCACCGGCUCGAGCCGCGGCUUGAGCCGUUAUAUUUAGGCAACGCCAUUCAAAGCAUUCCUACCGUUGCCGUUACAGAGGAGCUGUUAUCCCAUGACUUGGGCUGGGCCGCCGACAUGUUGCACCAUAAUGUGGUGGCCCAUGACAAUGCUACGGUGCGACGCGGCAUACGGGAUUGGGAGAGUAACCCACGGUUGUUUCCUCUGGGGAAUUUCGACGGUGCGAUGAUCACCAUGGGGAGUUCACCAAGAUUCCCAAUGUACGACAACGAUUUCGGGUGGGGCCGUCCAUUGGCGGUCCGGAGCGGAACCGCCAAUAAGUUUGACGGCAAGAUCUCCGCCUUCCCCGGUCGGGAGGGAAACGGGAGCAUAGAUCUUGAGGUCGUUUUGGCACCGGAGACUAUGGGUGGACUUGAGAAGGACAUGGAGUUCAUGCAUUAUGUCUCUUAAAUCUUGAAGACAAUAAUAUUCUGGUUCAAGACUAAGUAUUGCGCAAAGUACGUACUUUUUUAAACCUUAAUUGUACAUUCCAUGGGUAAAAAUGGAUGUUAAGAUUAAGAGUUGUUAUUAUCCUACAAAAUCUCUUUCAUUUUUACUCGGUCAUAAUAAUCUGAGUUCAUAAUUUGAGGCUUUGUAUUGUACUAGUACGUACUAACUUUUAACUUUUGCUCCGUAUGAUGCGUCAUUCACGAGGAGUGGUACAUGACAACUUGGAAUGGUUGGCAAGUACUUUGGAAUUUAGGAACUAUAUACUCCAUAUACUAGAAAAAGAAUGGGCGAGAAUUAUACAAAUUAAUUGACUGAUUCUGCUGAUUAAUGGAAAAAAAUAUUUUAAAUAUAUUUUAUUAAUAAAAUAAAAAAAAUGCAUAUGAAAAAUAACUAAAAUGGUCAUCUACAGUAACUUCAGUUAGAAAAGUAAUCCCAACAUUACUUUUUCUUAUUAUUACACAAUUCAGCGCGUGAAAUUAAAAGAUACGUGUUUGAUGAAAAAGUUGGCUGAUAAACUUGAAAAGCAAAAAAUCACGUAUACCAAACGGGCUCCAAGUUUCGGAAUAGAAGAAUAUGUUAGAAAGAACUGAAAAAUUAAAUGUUCAUUAGAUCUCAAUAAAUGUAUUUUGAAUGUUUGUUUGGAUUUCCUUUUUAUUUAGAAAGUUUUGGCUUAAACUUGUUUUCCUCCAUGGUCGAAGAUUUAAAAAUAUCAAAUGAGACUAAAAUUUAUUGGACUAGUCUAAAUAUAAAGAAAGUAAAAUACCGAUAUUUAUC